Messenger RNA from Cydia strobilella, 780 nucleotides. RefSeq names its product larval cuticle protein A2B-like (gene CPR57). The transcript has 3 exons. Gene Ontology annotation, cellular component: extracellular matrix. The record is from RefSeq and is a predicted model, not a curated record. NCBI's taxonomy places the organism in Eukaryota, Metazoa, Arthropoda, Insecta, Lepidoptera, Tortricidae. The coding region runs from base 268 to 780 and encodes 170 amino acids.
AUGUCAAGGUUGUCGCGUCAUGAAAAUGUUUGAAAAUACUGUUUUUAAAAAUCUGAUGAAACAACGGAUCGCAUUUGACUAAGGCGCACGUUACGAAAACAUUCCAGUGCAUCUAUUGGAAUAGUCAAUAAGCGUGAACAUCCGAAGGGUAAAGUAUUGGCUAUUGGCUCAUGCUGCAGUAUAUAAACAAAUUGGUUUACCGACAGGACAUCAUACUGCAACUGCUGCUUUGAGGAACAAUUCAGUGAACCCGUGAAAAAAAUCAACAUGCUUCACUACGUUACGAUUGUUUGCCUGCUGGGAGCUGCACACAGCGCACCGUCCGGCGACAUCUACAGCCAAGGCAUCGGCGUCGAGGUCGGCAGUGUGUCGAACCCGUCCUACGGCUUCAAUUACGCCGUGAGCGACCCGCUGACCGGCGACAACAAGGCGCAGUCCGAGCAGCGCGUGGGCGGCGUCGUCAAGGGCUCCUACUCGCUGUCCGAGCCCGACGGCACCAUCCGCGUGGUCGACUACACCGCCGACCCUGUCACUGGUUUUAACGCUGUUGUUAAACGCAUUGGACCCGCUGCCCACCCCGCGCAACUCGCUGUUGCCCCGGUAGCGGUGGCCCCCGUUGUCAGCAGAGCUAUCAUGGAACCUAUCGACAUCGCGCCUAUCGGACUCAAAGGCGGUCUCGGUCUUGAACUCGGCGGAUUCGGACUCGGACAUGACGGCCUCGGCCUUGAAUACGCCGGACUCGGCUUAGGAGGACUCGACGCCGGCUAUUGGAAACACUAG